Messenger RNA from Xiphophorus maculatus (southern platyfish), 2076 nucleotides. It is a transcript of the gene rnf11a, whose product is annotated as RING finger protein 11-like. NCBI's taxonomy places the organism in Eukaryota, Metazoa, Chordata, Actinopteri, Cyprinodontiformes, Poeciliidae. Bases 306 to 749 code for a protein of 147 amino acids. The transcript is spliced from 3 exons. The record is from RefSeq and is a predicted model, not a curated record.
UCCCGUGACGACAUUUCCGGCUUGUUGCCUGUUGUAAAUACAGCAAACAGCUGGACGCAGAACCGUCUCCUUGUCAAACACAGUUAACAUCUGUGUCACCUGCUUGGAAUAAGAGAACCCGUAUCAAUCCGCGUUUGCGGUGAUUUGUCUGAACUCUUGUCUCCUGCCGCCUCCUUUUUGCGGCUAGCAGCUUCGAGCUAAGUUACCGUCCGGGUACUGCUCAGGUUGCUUUUUGAGGCUCAGGUUCUCUGCUGAGUUCUGCCCACAGAAAGAAGUGUCUUCUCUCUCAUGGUGGUUUUAGGUCAAUGGGGAACUGCUUGUUUUCACAAGGUGGGGAUGACCUUUCGCUGCUGAACGAUUCCGAGGGGGGCAGUCUGCCAGGAGAGCCCCCGCCGCCCUAUCAGCAGCACACCCCGCCUGUGCCAGUCUUCCAUCCUACGCCAGGCGAGAGUCGUCUGGCCAACCAGUUGACCGAGGAGGAACAGAUCCGCAUCGCUCAGCGUAUCGGACUCAUCCAGCAUCUUCCCACAGGUAUCUUCAACCCUGGCUCUGACGCCUCGGAGAAGAAAGUAAAAGAGUGUGUGAUCUGCAUGAUGGAUUUUGAAUAUGGUGAUCCCAUUCGGUUCUUGCCUUGCCUUCACAUCUACCACCUGGACUGCAUCGACCCCUGGCUGAUGCGCUCCUUCACCUGCCCCUCCUGUAUGGAGCCCGUGGACGCCGCCCUGCUGUCUACAUAUGAAACCAACUGAGUCCCGCUGGUAGCUGCUCCCGAUCCUGUCCAGAAGGAACGACACCAUUUUUACCCUCGCUAUUAAACUGGUAGCAGGGUGUGGCCUUGCGCAGGUAUUUCUAGGAUCUCUGGGGAUGAAGACACACAUCAAGAACAGUUACACACAUGUUUGUGUUUGAAGAAAUGUUGGAUUUUCACAGGAGGAUAAUGUGCCAAAUCAAGUCAGAUGAGCUAAAAAAUUACAAAAUGCAAUGAUUUUCGUUUUUAAAUAAUCAGCUGUUUACUUCCUCUUUGGCGUAAUGUCCGUUAUUUCAGACAGAGCGAUUUAUCUGAGUCAUGUGAGAAUCAGUGUUUGGUUAAGUUGACAAUGAAAACACAAAGUGAAAAGAUGAUUUUCUUAUAGAGAAUCCAUAUUCUGGGAUGUUGCAGAAAUACGUUCACACAAUUCACGUUAGUUUCCGCAACUAAAUUAAAGUUGUCAGGACUUCGCUCUUUUUACAUGUUAUCAGUUCAGUCAUUCACAUGAUUCAAGAAUUGAUUGUCUUUUAUUUUGCAAGCAUUAGUUGUUGAGUGCUUCCUCCUUAUGAAUUCUCCCUUUUGCUUUUGAAUUGAAUUAAAAUCCAGUUCUUCCAGAUUCUAUACAUGUUUACCAUCAGAAACAUUUACAGAAUCACAACUUCCUGUUCAGGCCUCCUUAUCGCCAUAUUGAGCUCCUAAUCUUAAAGUCUGUAGGUUGUGGGUUCCAUAUAAAAUGUGUUUUAAUUUCUGUUUUAAGCAUUUUAGGUAACGGUUGUUUGAGACGGGCACGUCUAGGAAGUGUGACUUAUGACUUCCUGUCUUUCUUUUUUUUUUUUUUUUUGUUGUGUGGUUCUGGACUUCGUUUAGCAACUUACAAAUUUCCAAAGUUUCUGAGUUUAGUAGCGCAAAAUGUUUUCGCCUUUUGAUGUCUGACACGUAAUGUGAGACUGACUUUGUGUUGUGUUGGAAGAACUGGUGAAGCACUAGGAAGGGAUGUAGACUGACUGAAUGUAAAGCAUGAUUUGAACCGUUGAGAGAUUUGAGUACGAGGACAUUUCUGAUUUACUGUGCGCUCGACGUGCCUUUUCUAAAGGUUGAUGUAAGCCAAGUUCUGUGAAGUACAAUCAGUUUUGACUUUUACUUUGUCGUUCUUUAGUUUUCCUCCAGGAGGAAACUCAUACCAGCACUGUGUGUCACAGGUGUGUUUGAAGAAGCUGCUGGUGACAAACACCAAGAGUCUGUAUCUGUUUUAAUUUAUAAUGUAUGCAAAAAGUGCAAAAAAGUGUGAGAACUGAUAAGUCACAAUAAAAGUAUAUUCUGAAUCUUUU